Vicia villosa (hairy vetch) is the source of this 985-nucleotide messenger RNA. RefSeq names its product dirigent protein 18-like. The transcript has a single exon. Lineage: Eukaryota; Viridiplantae; Streptophyta; Magnoliopsida; Fabales; Fabaceae. The coding region runs from base 24 to 773 and encodes 249 amino acids. The record is from RefSeq and is a predicted model, not a curated record.
UCAUUACCAUAUAAACAAAAACUAUGGAAUUUCUAACUAUAGUUUCUUUAGCAAUGUUGGCAACCUUUUCUCAUUUGACAAUAUCUAUAACAGCAGUUAACCCUAUUGCAGCCACAGGGAAAGAACCAAUCAUUGAGUUAUACAUGCAUGACAUUCUUGGUGGAAGUAACCCUACGGCCCGACCGGUGACCGGUUUGCUAGGCAACAUAUACAGUGGUCAAGUCCCCUUCGCAACUCCAAUUGGAUUCAACACUCCGGCAGGUGGAACUCUCAUCCCUAAUGCCAAUGGUGCGAAUCCAACCGUUAAUGGCGUUACCGGUAUUCCAUUAGGAACUGGUUUAGCUGGUACUUCCUUUGCACCAAACAAUAAUAACAACCAAAACAAUGUUCAAAUGCAGUUAGGACCUGAUGGACUUGGAUUAGGGUUUGGUACAAUAACUGUUAUUGAUGAUAUACUUACAGCUCAACCUGAGUUAGGUUCUCAAAUAGUUGGAAAAGCUCAAGGUGUUUAUGUGGCAAGUUCAGCAGAUGGGAGUAGACAGAUGAUGGUAUUCACAGCUUUGUUUGAAGGAGGGGAAUAUGGAGAUAGCUUGAAUUUUUAUGGUUUGUAUAAGAUAGGUAGCACAAUGUCGCGAUUAUCGGUGAUAGGAGGCACGGGGAAGUUCAAGAAUGCAAGGGGGUUUGCUGAACUGAGACCUCUUAUUCCACCAGGACAGAUUGCUACUGAUGGUGCUGAGACAUUGCUGAGGAUGAGUGUUCGUUUGACCUACUAGAACUGGGCUGUGAAAAAUGGAAAAUCGACCGAGAGGUUUUUACUUUUUAAUAUACAGAUGACAAUGAGAUUGGUCUUGUUUGUUUUAACUUUGAUUGUGAAAUUGUAUGUGAAAUAUUAUUUGUCAUGCAUGAAAUCAUAUUGUGAUAUGUAAUUUUUGUUUGCAAAAAAGUGUAUUGAUUGUAUUCUACUGUUUACUGUCAUCUAAUUAAU